Molecule: messenger RNA, 744 nt
Organism: Didymodactylos carnosus
Lineage: Eukaryota; Metazoa; Rotifera; Eurotatoria; Philodinida; Philodinidae
Source: the annotation of a GenBank genome assembly
AUGCAGAGUGACGCUGUGACCUCCGUUUUCUUAUCGCAACCAGCACUACCACAUAUAAUCCAUAGCGACAAAGUUUUGGUACAAAAUGUUCGUUCAUUUUCCGGUCACUUAAAAGCAACUGAACUUCUAUUACAAAGAAAACAAAUGGUUACAUUUUCCGAAGAGAUAAAACGUUGUGAAAAUUGUCAACAAAAAUCGCAACAAACUAUUCUCAAUUCGUAUACAACGUUUGGCUCACCCGAUCUGGAUUUACGACCACCGUCCAUGGAAAGAGAAACAAUAUGGAUGUGGAUUCAGCACUGUCCACAUUGUGGUUAUUGUAGUACACAUAUUCAACGUCCGAACGAAUUCAAGAAUGAUGAGCAGAAAAAGUUUGAUACUGCUUGUUGGCAAUCAUUACGCGGUGCAUGGGUCUGUGAUGAUAGCAUAAAUGACGAUGCAGCAAGAAAAUGUCGUUUGAGAACAUUGGAAUUAAUUGAUAAGUGUUUAGAAGAUGGAAAAACGCUAGGUGAACAAGUUGCAAUUACAGAAUGUAUUCAAGUAGAUAUUCUAAGAAGAAUUGGUGAAUUUGAUCGUGCAUUGACUAUUAUUUCCACAGUACUUAGUAUAGCUCUUAUUUUAUUGCAGAAACCAGAGCCAGAAGAAGUCAUUGUAAAAAUGUUGAAAUUUCAACGGCGUUUAAUAGAAGCAAAUGAUAAGCGUGAUUAUACAAUUAGCGAUGCACAGAAAAUGGAAAAUGACUAA